UCGAACCAAGCGGGUCGAAAGAGCUGCUCGCGGUGUACGUAAAACGUCUGUUUGUACCUUCACUUGUGAACUUGAGCCAGGUGUGAAUUAAAAGCGGUUGACGUGCAUGUCCUGGUCUGGUCGCUUGGGAGCGCUGCGGUGCAAAUAUCACUUGUUUCUAGUUGAAUGGUAGCCAUAAAACACUUCAGCUUGUCAAAGAAACUUGACGCUGACGGCCGACUGACGUAUAUAUUUGUUACACAGCAAGAUACAAAAUUACUGAAACGCCAUAGACGAGAUGUGUUUUACCAUCAACUCGAGUCCUUGUUUCAAGACUUGUGGUAAUUUUUGAACAGAAUUUCUUUUCAAAACCAGCUGUUUCUUAUUUUUGGCGCAGUGAUACAUGUGCUACAUUUUACCAGAAAAACGACCUUGAAUAUAGCCAUUUCUUUAGUGCAGACACGUGUCUCAACGGUGUUCUUUUUAGUAGCCGUGAGAAAGAAACGUUUUGCUUUGUUGAGUCAUUCCUUAGUGAGGCGUAUACAAAGGAUUAUAAAUUAGUGCUAUGUAUCUGUAUGGCUGCAGAAAAUAUAAAUGAAUUUGCUACCUUACUUGCAAAUAAUAGUGUGGAAGAUUUCCACCCUGUGACCUUUUAAUAAUAUACGGAGUGUGUGCGUUUUGUAGCGAAUAUCAGAAGGGACAUACGGACUCUUUCAAAGCAGAUUCCCACGUGGAAUAUUCUUCUAAUCUUUAGCAUUGCGGAUGAUAUUUUAACGACAUUGCUUUAAAUUUAAAUAUUUAUUUACUCAAGUGGGAACAGACUUUGUGUCAAGGAACAGUUGACGUUUGUCUAAGUGGUCAUCCUCUUCAAAUCCUUAUGUUUUCCCUUAAUUUAAAUUAAAUAAAAAUGUGCGUAUAUAGCAGCUCUGCAUUAUUUAUAUCUUAAUUACUUUUUUAAUUAAACUAUAAGUGUAAUAUUGUGUGAGUAUUCAUGUGGCUUCUACUCAGAAAUAAAUACUUGAAGUUCUUAUCUAGUUAACGUGUUUAGAACAAAAGAACGGGUGAAUGUUUUUGGUAUCAACCUGUGAAAACCAAUUAAUGUGAAGUGAAUUUGUUCUGCAUCAGCAAACUUAUCAUAAUCUGUUGUAUGUGUUGUAUACGUAACCAAGUAACUUAUUUUCCUAUCUGAUAUGAUGACAGAAAUUUGCUGUUUCUAAUAAUUGCGGGAUAUGCUUUGUAUAUCUUGUUGACAAAAUAAGCGAAACGUUAUAAAAACGUAGUACGAAUUCAGUGUAAUAUUUACGUUAGUCAAGUGAAGAUACUUUUAGAGGCAGAGUAUUAAUUCGAAAAAAUUCCGCAUUCCAGCUUCGUCGAAAAAUAAACAAGACGUCCUCUUACAUAAUGACUUCAUCAUCGUUAACAUCAGUGACAUCAUCAUUUUCGUCAUUGUCUACAUUGGAAAUAAACGGCAGUCACAGUGACACAUGAGGAAGAUCCAAAAUGCUGUUUCUGCACUCGCUAGCGUUCUGUCUUCUUCUUCUUCUCCUCGUUCACGGCGCUGCUGGGACCAGACGGUUUCGCACAGACUUUCUGCAGGAGUUGCCGACCCCAGGAACGGGACCACACUUCGACACCUCCGUGCCGAACAACCUUACCGGGCUGGUGGGAAAGACGGCCUACCUCAACUGUCGCGUCAAGAACCUCGGCAACAGGACGGUGUCCUGGGUUCGACAUCGAGAUAUCCAUCUGUUGACAGUAGGACGAUACACAUAUACAAGCGAUCAAAGGUUCGAAGCCAUCCAUUCACCCCACACGGAAGACUGGACUCUGAGGAUAAGAUAUCCACAACGAAAGGAUUCGGGAAUCUAUGAGUGCCAAAUCAGCACCACACCUCCGGUUGGACACCCCGUGUAUCUCACCGUAGUAGAGCCGAUCACGGAGAUACUAGGGGGUUCUGACCUGUUCAUCAACAGAGGAAGUACGAUCAACUUGACGUGUCUAGUGAGAUUUGCUCCAGAGCCUCCACCAGCCAUGCUCUGGAGCCACAACAGGGAGGUAAUCAACUUCGACUCACCGCGAGGUGGCAUCAGCCUGGUAACGGAGAAGGGUCCCGUUACCACGAGUCGUCUCCUCAUCCAGAAGGCAAUUCCGUCAGACACAGGGCUGUACACUUGCGACCCUUCCAACGCCAACCCUGCAAGCGUCCGUGUGCACAUACUUAACGGCGAACACCCGGCCGCGAUGUACCAUGGGCUGGCCGGUGUUCCCACACGCCCGUCUCUCAGUGCCUUGACAGCGCUAGUGCUCAUCAUCACCUUGCGGGCAGCAGCCAUAUUGCAUCACCAAGUGUAAUCAAGAGAAAGCGUGUGAGUGAAUUCAUCGUCAUGUAACGUUUGCCCUUCAUCCACAUUUUCCUCUACAUAUCAGUGUAUACAGAAAACUAAUUGAUACCAGACCUCAGUCCUUCAGCAAAAGAAACAUUCCGUAUUUUUAAACAUCUUCCUAAUUAUAAAUUACCUUCAGACGAAGCGUAUAGCAAACUAAGAUUUCUGUGACUAUUUCAAUGUAUAUGCCCAGAUAUUAAGGACUUAUCGAUACGUGUAGAGAAACUAUGAAAAGGGAAGACCAAAAACUGUAAUAUUUCGAAUAAGACAUGUUUAAGUGAAGUUCUCGAUUAGUUCUUCAAAGACAUUUUCGUAUGUUGCCUUGUGGGUUUUGCCUCAAGUCCUUAAAGCACGAUUUGUUGAAAGUGAACUGCGUAAAUUCUGUUUAAACGUCAAGUUUCUUUUGAUAUGGAAUCAGAUAAUGAUAAUGGGACUAGAUUCAAAUGCGACAUCAAGACUAGAGUUAGGAUUAAUUUAUAACUUUCAGAUGAGUCAGACCUCGGUCUCACCCCCGAAUCCUCUGCUCCUGCAUUACUUACAGUGGGUGAACGUCGAUACAUUAAGUGUAAAUAUUGUGCAAUAAUUUUGAAAAUAACUUUUUGUACAAUCUGCAGAUAGUCGAUCUAUAAUCACUUUAAUCGCAAGAGACUUUGAUAGUCAGGAUGGGACAAACCGCUUUAAACUUGGCGUUAUUUUGCCCCAUGGAAGGAAAAGUUCGUGUCAUCUUUUAUUUCAGUUGGAAAGGGGCAAAUUUAAGCAUAGAUUUCAACAAACGCCUAAGUAAUUGUACUUUUAUAAUAGUAAGUGAUUUAGGCAUUGUAAUUUGUUUUGAAUGUGGGAAAUAUAAAUAAUACGUUGAGGACCUCACAUUUUUUUCUACUUGUCUCAAGGACACUCUCCGGUAAUUCUGUGGAUGAAGACUGAAGAAUUGUGAAGUCGUUUUAGGCAAAGAAAUGGUUAUAAUCGUUCUCAGUUUGGAUGCAGAAUAAUGUUAUGGUGGUAAAGGGAAGAAUGUUGGAUUGUAAAAAUAUUUUAAAUUUUAUCACGUUUGUUUACACCGUGAUGAUCAAACGUGUUUUUGCAAGGAAAUUGCAUAUGUUUAUUGAAUCUCGAUUUCCUUGCAAAAUUUUAUUUUUAAGUCAGAACUCUGUUUCAUGUUUGUGAAUAAAGUAUAUUAAUAUUG
Messenger RNA from Zootermopsis nevadensis, 3546 nucleotides. Its product is annotated as defective proboscis extension response 8. Gene Ontology annotation, cellular component: neuron projection membrane. The record is from RefSeq and is a predicted model, not a curated record. Gene Ontology annotation, biological process: synapse organization. NCBI's taxonomy places the organism in Eukaryota, Metazoa, Arthropoda, Insecta, Blattodea, Termopsidae.